This is a messenger RNA of Solanum verrucosum, 2524 nucleotides long. RefSeq names its product subtilisin-like protease SBT1.4. Gene Ontology annotation, biological process: proteolysis. Lineage: Eukaryota; Viridiplantae; Streptophyta; Magnoliopsida; Solanales; Solanaceae. The coding region runs from base 1 to 2304 and encodes 767 amino acids. Gene Ontology annotation, molecular function: serine-type endopeptidase activity. The record is from RefSeq and is a predicted model, not a curated record. The transcript has a single exon.
AUGGCACUUUCUUCUUCUUCUUUCUUCCCCCUAGUCUUCCUCUUUCUCAGCUCAUUGGCAAUUUCAGUCAAAUCGGAUGGUCCUAAAACUUUCAUAGUCCACGUGUCCAUAUCCCACAAGCCUCUUAUUUUCACUACUCACCAUCAUUGGUACUCCUCUAUUCUCCGAUCAGUCUCUCAACACUCUCCCAAUAUCUUGUAUUCUUAUGAUCGUGCUGCCCGUGGCUUCUCUGCCCGCCUUACAUCCGGGCAGGCUGACCAGCUCAGCCGCGUUCCCGGUGUGGUCUCCGUCAUCCCUGAUCGCGUACGCAGACUUCAUACCACUCACACACCUACCUUCUUAGGCCUUGAAGACUCAUUUGGGAUUUGGCCCAAUUCUGAUUAUGCUGAUAAUGUUAUUGUUGGGGUCCUUGACACGGGUAUUUGGCCAGAAAGGCCGAGCUUUUCCGACAAGGGGCUUUCACCGGUGCCUUCAGAUUGGAAAGGGAAAUGCGAGAGUGGCCCGGACUUUCCUGCAACUUCAUGUAAUCGUAAAAUCAUAGGUGCUAGAUUGUUUUACAAAGGAUAUGAAGCUGAUCGUGGAAGUCCAAUGGAUGAAUCUAAAGAAUCCAAAUCGCCAAGAGAUACUGAAGGCCAUGGAACUCACACUGCUUCAACUGCAGCUGGAUCUGUUGUAGCCAAUGCGAGCUUUUACCAAUAUGCAAAAGGUGAAGCUAGAGGUAUGGCCGUAAAAGCUAGAAUAGCAGCCUAUAAGAUCUGCUGGAAAACAGGGUGUUUUGAUUCUGAUAUACUGGCUGCAAUGGAUCAAGCUGUUGCGGACGGGGUUCACGUGAUUUCUCUCUCUGUUGGCGCAGAUGGUUAUUCUCCUGAGUAUGAUGUUGACUCCAUUGCUAUUGGAGCUUUUGGUGCCUCAGAACAUGGCGUUGUCGUCUCUUGCUCUGCUGGAAAUUCCGGUCCUGGUGCUUCUACGGCGGUCAACGUUGCCCCAUGGAUUCUCACUGUUGCUGCUUCAACCAUAGAUCGGGAGUUUCCAGCGGAUGUUAUCUUAGGAGACGGUAGAAUAUUUGGUGGUGUAUCCUUGUAUACCGGAGAUCCCCUUGGCAAUGCAAAACUACAGCUUGUUUAUUCCGCCGACUGUGGCAGCCAACUCUGUUAUCCAGGAAAGCUGGACCCUUCAAAAGUUGCUGGGAAAAUUGUAUUAUGUGAUCGAGGAGGCAAUGCCAGAGUAGAGAAAGGAAGUGCUGUGAAACAAGCAGGCGGUGCAGGUAUGGUCCUAGCAAACUUAGCUGACUCUGGAGAAGAACUCGUCGCCGAUGCACAUCUCCUCCCAGCGACCAUGGUGGGUCAAAAAGCUGGCGAUAAAAUCAGGGAUUACAUCAAAUCUGUUCCAUCACCAACAGCGACGAUCACUUUCAAGGGAACUGUUAUAGGACAAUCGUCGUCUGCUCCACGCAUUGCUGCGUUCUCUGGCAGAGGACCCAAUUAUGUGACCCCUGAGAUCCUUAAACCGGACGUUACUGCACCUGGAGUCAACAUAUUAGCUGGAUGGACCGGAGCUGUUGGUCCAACAGACUUGGAAAUCGACAAAAGAAGAGUGGAAUUCAACAUUAUAUCCGGGACAUCCAUGUCUUGUCCUCAUGUAAGUGGAUUAGCUGCGUUACUCAGAAAGGCUUAUCCUAAAUGGACCACAGCAGCCAUAAAAUUAGCCCUCAUGACAACAGCUUACAACGUUGACAACUCCGGCAAAACAAUCACGGAUCUUGCCACAGGUCAAGAAUCGAGUCCUUUCGUUCGUGGGUCGGGACAUGUGGAUCCAAACAGAGCACUGCAUCCGGGUCUGGUUUACGACAUUGAGUCGAGUGAUUACAUAGGUUUCCUAUGCGCCAUUGGUUAUGGCCCCUCCAGAAUCGCACCAUUCACGAAAGAUACUUCUUCAGUGAAUUGCAGUGAACAUAGUUUGGCUAGUCCAGGGGAUUUGAAUUAUCCAUCAUUCUCAGUUGUUUUCAUGAGUGAGAGUGUUGUGAAAUACAAGCGUGUGGUUAAAAAUGUUGGGCGGAAUGCAAAUGCUGUGUAUAAGGUAAAGGUAAAUGCACCUUCGUCCGUGGAGGUGAAGGUGACUCCGAGUAAGCUCAGUUUCAGUGAGGAAAAGAAUAGUUUGUCGUAUGAGAUCAGUUUUAGCACUGUUGGAUCGGAGAGAGUGAAGGGUCUUGAAUCAACAUUUGGAUCAAUUGAGUGGUCUGAUGGAAUCCACAGUGUGAGGAGUCCAAUUGCAGUGCAUUGGCUAUCCUCCUCUGCUGCUGCUUAACCUGUUCUAUGAUCAUGACUGUGCAACAGAAGGUAAUCCAUGAUGCUCCAAAGACCGACAUGAGGCCAAGUUCUGAAAGGAAAAAAGAAUUAUUGAAGGACCAUCUGCCUAUAGAAUUUCGUCAUUGUCCAGUUUUAUUGUUUCUGAAUGUUGGUAAGCCUGAUACAUUUGAUGAUUUGAAUGAAUCUUAUGAGGUAGAACGGUUGUGAUUCACCUACAU